AUGGCGCAGGCCUCGGCGGUGGCGGCGGCGCUCCGCCGCCUGAGGCGUCCCCGCGAUCCCUCCGCGGCGCUUCUCUCCUCGCGCCUGCACUCUCGCUUCCUCUCUCCCACCUCUACCUCCUCUCCGGUGGCACCGCACGGGCCAAAGCAGCCCGCCGGGAAUGGCGCUUCCGCCACCAGCAGCCCGUGCACCGUUGACAAUGACAAAGCCGCCCUUCUGUCUCGCAGCUCCGCGGCUACCGCGUCAAGCGAGAGCACGCCCGCGUCGCAGUCUCAGCUCCUGCAUUUCAUCAAAUCCGCAUUUGGCACACUCGAAGGACAAAAUCAUUGUUGGUUGAAUGCCACGAAUGGCAGUUGGAAGACUUUUAAUCAAGAAGGAAUAUAUCUUGUUCUUUUGUAUGACUCAUGUGAAGCAUUAGACGGCCACGGCAAACAUUCAGCUGCUUUUGGAAGAUUGAAAUAUCUUCAACAGAGGUACCCACACCUGAAUGUGUUUGCUAUGCAAUACGGGAGUGAUAUUAGCUCCUUUGCUGCUCAAAGCCAAGCAGUUCGUUCAAUAAUGAAAGAGUACAUUACAUUUCCUAUCUUAUUGUCAGACAAAGACUUUACCAACAUGACAAAUGGUGCUUGCUACUUGCUAUUUGAAGGUUCUAAAGAUCAUGCACUCAUCACAAAAUUGGAUGGGGAACCUGAGCUCGUGAUCAGGGGCAUGGAAGGAUUUAGUGCAUUGAGUGCAGAGCCUUCUGAAAAUGUUAUAGACUCGGGAGUUCCUUGGCAGAAAGAAGAGGUUGUCAAAGAGCCAUAUGUAGGUUCUUUCAGAAACAUGUUACUUUGUCAUCCAGGAUGCGUAUCAGUUGGUGAAGAUGGAGAUCGCAUUUUUAUCUCCGACAGUAACCACCAUAGGAUCAUCAUUAGCAACAGUGAUGGGAUGAUUUUAGACUCUAUUGGAUCCUCCCCAGGCUUUGAGGAUGGUGAAUUUGAAUCUGCCAAGUUGUUGCACCCUGCUGCAUCAUUUUACCAUGCUGCUGAAGAUUGCCUAUAUAUUGUGGAUUCGGAGAAUCAUGCAGUUAGAAAAGCAGAUUUUGGAAGAAGAAUUCUGGAGACAGUUUAUCCUGUCUUUAAUAAAAAAGGCAGUGACAUCUGGAGUUGGAUUGUUGAUAAGCUUGGUUUCACAAAAGAAGACACUUCAAAGAGAGAAGAUGUUUUAAACAUUCAAGAUAUUGAUGCAGACUCAGUAGUUUUUCCUUGGCAUUUACUCCAAAUUUCAGAGGAUGACUUGUUAGUGGCUGAUCGUAACUUUGAAACAGCAUGGAUUCUGAGGAUGUCAACUGGUGAAAAACAAAAUAGUGUAAGAGGUAGAGCUGGAGUAAUGGAGUUAUGUCAGCAAAUGAUUAAUGAGAGGCGUGCUCUCCUUAAGGAUGUGCACAUGAAUGGGUCAUCAGGUGAUACAGAACAUUCUAAUCUGUUGGAGAAGAUCCCCUGCAAUGACCUGGUAUCGUCAAUCUCAAGAUCUGAGAAGUGCAUUGUCUUCUGCGAUACAGACGGUCAAAGAGUUCUGAAGUACGACUUGGAUACCAAGGAAACCUCGAAUAUUCAUUUUACGAAUCUUGGAAUCCUUGGCUUGCCAUAUUGGUUUGUUUGCCCUCUCGAGAGAGUAUCUACCUGGGGACAUUCAGUCGGACAAUUUCAAGAGCAUAGCCGUAAAGUAAAUGUGCUCCCUGGAAGAUGCAACAUCAAGAUAUCUGUAGACAUCCCAGUUGAUACUGAGCUUGCCGCGCCUUUGGUUGAGAGCUGCAUUUGGCGCCAAGUAAGGGGAUCUGGUGCUGAGAUUGCUGACUCUGACGGACAAGAUACAACCUCUGAAAAGGUUGGUAUAGCACAACAAUGGUAUGAUGAGAUAGACAACCUAGCAUUUUCUGAAGCUGCCGAGGAACCUGCUGUGCAUAAAGAUGAUGAUAAACCUGCAGAUGAAAGUCACCAAGACCAGAAAAGUGUGCAGUUCACUUGUGCAAUUAAUGUCAGCCCUGGGACCUGCGAGCUGGUGGCCUCUGCGGCGUUGUACCUGAAGAUCGACCGAACAAAAGCCAAACACGAGGACCAGAAAGCAGCAAUCAAGAGGAUCCUUCAGUGUCAUGGCCGUGAGGAGCAUGUGGGGGUCGAGCUCCUGACGGAGAAUCGCGGGGAUGCGAGGGAUCUGGUCAUGAUGAAGCCAGUUCAUCUCAGGCUGAGGAUGGAUUGCGCCGAUCACCCUGCUGGAACCACCAACAAGGAGACCAUCAGUACUGAGUCCAGCCUUGAUAUCAGCAUCUCUUUAGAGUAGCCAUUUUCAUAACUUAGGUGCAGGAUGCAUGCUAGAGCGUCAGGGUAGAAUGGUUUGUUUCCCGAGAGACCAGAGAUCCUGGGGAUCUUUGCUCCAGAUAAAAGAUAUCCAGCCAACUUGCGGUAGUUUUCUACUCCUAGCUACCAUAUAAUUUUGCCGAUAUGCCAUGAUCACCUGUCUACAGAACACGUGAUUUGAGAUUAACAGAUUUGCAGGAAUACCGAGAAUACAUGGGAAAUUUUUGUUCCCACCAAGGAACAGGAAGACUGGAAAUUUUGUAAAAUGAUGCAUAAGUUACAUGUAUACAUUUGCGUUAGCAUGUACUGAUUUGUACUAUUGUUGCCCAGAACCGGGUGAUCACAUCAUAAAGGUCAAACUGAUUCUUUUGGUGCCCUUGUUACUUAUGGGUUCCUGUCAACAAACAUGGAUCGUGUGUAUGAAGUAUGC
Messenger RNA from Lolium rigidum, 2766 nucleotides. RefSeq lists its product as uncharacterized. Gene Ontology annotation, molecular function: protein binding. The record is from RefSeq and is a predicted model, not a curated record. NCBI's taxonomy places the organism in Eukaryota, Viridiplantae, Streptophyta, Magnoliopsida, Poales, Poaceae. The transcript has 16 exons. The coding region runs from base 1 to 2319 and encodes 772 amino acids.